Erigeron canadensis is the source of this 351-nucleotide messenger RNA. Its product is annotated as heavy metal-associated isoprenylated plant protein 2-like. Bases 1 to 351 code for a protein of 116 amino acids. The transcript has 2 exons. The record is from RefSeq and is a predicted model, not a curated record. Gene Ontology annotation, molecular function: metal ion binding. Lineage: Eukaryota; Viridiplantae; Streptophyta; Magnoliopsida; Asterales; Asteraceae.
AUGGUUCAGGAAAUAAAGCUAAAAGUUAGCAUGCACUCGGAAAAAUGCAAGAAGGAGGUACUAAAGACCGUCACUAAACUAGCUCAUAUCGAUGAGGUAACGGUGGAUUUAAAGAAGGAGCAACUAAUCGUGGUUGGGGAUGUUGAUCCCGUUUGUGUCGCGAAAUGCUUGAGGAAGAAACGCAAGGUUGUCGAAAUUGUAAGUGUAGGACCUCAUAAAAAGGAGAAGGACAUUACCGAUAAACAACAAUUUCCAAUUGUGUAUUACAACCAUAAUCCUUACAAUUAUCAAUAUGGACAAAUUUAUGAGUAUCCCUUAGCUCGUGAUGGUGGCGGUUGCAACAUUCUUUAA